Messenger RNA from Penicillium pulvis, 975 nucleotides. Its product is annotated as SAGA-associated factor 29 family protein. Gene Ontology annotation, cellular component: SAGA complex. NCBI's taxonomy places the organism in Eukaryota, Fungi, Ascomycota, Eurotiomycetes, Eurotiales, Aspergillaceae. The record is from RefSeq and is a predicted model, not a curated record. Bases 1 to 975 code for a protein of 324 amino acids. The transcript has 3 exons.
AUGUCUCGUAAUCGACCCCGGCCUAGAGACAAUGGGCUCGGCAACAAUGAGGAGAUGGAGCUGUGGACGCGCAUAUGUCAGGACAUCCGCAAGUCCAAAGACAAGUUCGAUCAGCAAGCUGCUCUAUCCGCGCAAAUCAAGACUCUGGUAGAGAAAAUUACCCUGAAUGGCAACAAACCGACGAUGACCGAGCAUGACCAGCUUGAUACAUGGCUACGGCAGAGCCAGAAGCUCAGCGAGGAGGAACGCUCCAUCAUGAUGGAUGAGCCAUGCGAUGUGAUCAAGAAUUUGGAGCUCCUUACUGCACUGAGGAAAGCUUCCGAAGCUGAAGCGCCCCCGAAUCGAUCAUCUGCACUAUCUAAAUCUCGGAAAAAACGGUCGGAUAUGGAGAGCUCGGCGACUGAUUCUCCUGGUGCCUCGGGUGUUGACAAGUCGAGUCGCUCCAAGGGUAUCGUCCCGCGCAGCGCCAGCGUGUCAAGCACCCAGGCGCGCGAGGGCCGUAGUGAAGGGGUUGCUGUGAAGAUUGAGGAAGGGUCCGAGGGGACCAAGGGGACUGUCGCUGAGCGCAGUGGUCUCCUCGUCGUGGGAGCUCAGGUGGUCUUCAAGCACAACAAGAACAAGCAAGGGGUGGAAGGCGAGGGAAUACAAUGCAUCAUUAAGAACAUCUCCGGUGAUGGACACAAAAAACGGUGGUAUGAUGUCCAGGAUCCUGAGCCAAAUGAGAAUGGCGAGCAGGGCGCUGUUUACAAAACUACAGCCUCAUCUCUCAUCCCCAUCCCACAAAUGAGCGGCUCUUUGCCUUCGUUCCCGACGGGCAAGCAGGUGCUUGCGCGAUACCCGGAUACAACUACCUUUUACAGGGCCGAGGUAAUGGGCGCAAAGAAAGAUGUCUAUCGUCUGAAGUUCGAAGGCGAGGAAGAUGACAAGGAGAUGGAGGUCGACCGACGCUAUGUUUUGGAUAUUCCUAACAAGUAG